CGCUGAGGGAGAUGCGGGGUACGGGUCGCACCGGGCCGGGCCGCUCCGGGGCUGCGCGCGGGGCGUUGUGGGAACUGUAGUCCGUCCCUCCGCCCGGUGCCGCCUGCCGAUGGGAAGCGGGCCCGAGCGGAGAACUCGGCUUCCCGGCGUGCCCCGGGCGGUGGGCGGGCCCGACGAGGAAUGACGGCGGAGCGCAGCCAAUGAGAAGGCGGGAUGGGGUGGGGCGAACCAUCUGCCGAGAGGGGCGGGGGAGGGGGGGAGCAGCGUGCCGACAGCUGCAGUGCAGAGGCGGACGCGGCCAUCUCCUCAGCGGGGGAGGCGGGGCGGCCCCAGAUAAAUGGCUCAUUUAAAUUGGGAGCUACUAAAAUACUCUCUGGCUGGCAAAUGCAGUGCCUAGCAGCAGUCAUCAAGGACGAACCAAACAUGAGUGGAGGAGGGGAGCAGGUCGACAUCCUUCCGGCCAAUUAUGUGGUCAAAGAUCGCUGGAAAGUGUUGAAGAAGAUCGGUGGUGGAGGCUUUGGGGAGAUUUAUGAGGCAAUGGAUCUGCUUACCCGGGAGAACGUGGCCUUGAAGGUGGAAUCAGCUCAGCAGCCCAAGCAAGUUCUCAAGAUGGAAGUGGCUGUGCUGAAGAAGCUGCAAGGGAAGGAUCAUGUUUGCAGAUUUAUCGGCUGUGGAAGAAAUGAAAAAUUUAAUUAUGUGGUCAUGCAACUUCAGGGCCGAAAUCUUGCAGAUCUCAGAAGAAGUCAGCCUCGAGGGACCUUUACACUGAGCACAACGCUACGAUUAGGCAAACAGAUUCUGGAGUCAAUAGAAGCCAUUCACUCUGUGGGAUUUCUACAUCGUGACAUCAAACCUUCCAAUUUUGCCAUGGGCCGGUUACCUUCAACGUACAGGAAAUGCUACAUGUUAGACUUCGGCCUGGCCCGUCAGUAUACCAACACCACUGGUGAAGUCAGGCCACCUCGCAACGUUGCUGGUUUUCGAGGAACGGUCCGUUACGCUUCAGUGAAUGCACAUAAAAACCGAGAGAUGGGUAGGCACGAUGAUCUAUGGUCCCUCUUCUACAUGUUGGUGGAGUUUGCAGUUGGUCAGCUUCCAUGGAGAAAGAUCAAAGAUAAGGAGCAAGUUGGCAUGAUAAAAGAAAAGUAUGAACAUCGAAUGCUGUUAAAACACAUGCCUUCAGAGUUCCACCUUUUUCUGGAUCAUAUUGCAAGCUUAGACUACUUCACCAAGCCAGACUAUCAGCUAAUCAUGUCCGUGUUUGAGAACAGUAUGAAAGAAAGAGGCAUCACUGAAAAUGAAGCUUUUGACUGGGAAAAGGCUGGUACGGAUAUCUUGUUGUCCACUAGCACUUCUACUCCACCACAGCAAAACACCAGGCAAACAGCAGCCAUGUUUGGGGUGGUUAAUGUCACUCCAGUACCAGGAGAUUUGCUUCGUGAGAACACUGAGGAUGUCCUACAGGGUGAACAUCUGAGUGAUCAAGAGAAUGCUCCUCCCAUCCUGUCAGGCCGGCCAGCAGAAGGUCUUGGCCAGACACCAAACACUGCUUUCAAUGAGGCUGAAGUUUGGGAAGAGACAGAUGUGAAUCGCAACAAACUCAGGAUCAGCAUCAGCAAAACUCAGUGCAUGGUGGAAGAAGAUCAGAGAAAUGGGGUCUGUCCCAGCUCCCCUGUCCGAGUGCCUCCAGAGUCCCCUACCGCACAAGCGCGCUCCCUGCGAUAUCGCCGUGUGAACAGCCCUGAGUCAGAACGCCUCUCUACAGCUGAUGGCAAAGCAGAUCUACAUGAAAGAAGAUCACGAAUGGAUUUGCCUGGCUCUCCAUCGCGGCUUGUGUGCUCCUCCCAGCCAGCCCAGAUGCUGUCCAUUGACACCGGCCAGGCUGACCGGCAGGCAAGUGGUCGGAUGGAUGUGUCUGCUUCAGUGGAACAUGAAGCCCUCAGCAAUGCUUUCCGCUCAGUGCCGCUUGCAGAGGAGGAGGACUUUGAUAGCAAGGAGUGGGUUAUCAUUGAUAAGGAGACAGAGCUGAAGGACUUUCAUCCAGGUGCUGAGCCAAGCACCUCUGGUACCACAGAUGAGGAGCCUGAGGAGCUAAGACCUAUUGAAGACGGUGAGGAGAGAAGGCGCUUGGGGGCAGAUGCCGCAGUCAGGCCGAAGACUCAUGAUGGGCGAAGUCGGGGUAUGCAGCCUGUGACUGAGGAGGACAGUUCCCAUAGACAUGAAGGACCUUCUCAAACAGUAUCUGACAGUAAACAUGAACAGCAGACAGGAAGUCCAGCCCAUUCCCCCCUACACUCAGCACCAGCUAUCCGACAAAGGAGACGAGAAUCUGAACCUACUGGUCCUCAGAGACAGGCAUAUACACUGAAGUCAUUUGAAAUGAAUGGUCUGCCCAAGGCGGUGCCUUUAAGUUUGCCUUAUCAAGACUUCAGAAAAGACGUGUUAGACUACUGGGAAAAGGCUAAGUUAUCCCAGCGGAUAAAGAGAGUUGAUUUCUCAAAUGUUGUCUUGACUGCUCCUUGCAAACCCCUGGAACCUUACCUGGAAAUGAAUGGCAAAGAGGAGGAGGAAGAAGACGAGGAAGAAGAUGAAGACGAGGAAGAAGAUGAAGAGGAUGUGGAGGAGGAAGGGGAUGAAAUUGACAUGCACAGUGGUUCCAGCAGUGAUUUGAGUCAAAAAAGCACAGAGCGCAGCCAGGAGUGCGCACCAUCCACUCUCCUGGCUGAUGACCAGAAGGGAUCCAAGGGUCGAGCUUCCAUGGCUGAUGGGGACUUGGAAUUGGAGGAAGGCUCAAAAACACUGGUGCUGUUUUCACCAGGUGAUCUGAAAAAAUCUCCAGUGACCACAGACUUGCCUCCAGAAGUUGAUCUGGGGACUCUUGCUGCACUGACACCUCAGAGCGAACGGCCGCAGCCAAUGGGUAGCCAACUAGAUGUGUCUGAGCCAGGGACCUUGUCCUCAGUCCUUAAAUCUGAACCAAAGCCUCCCGUGGCAGUGGCUACAGCUUCCUCCCCAUUUACCAAAGUUGAGCGCACAUUUGUUCAUAUAGCAGAAAAGACCCACCUAAAUGUCAUGUCUUCCAGCGGCCAGCUGAUGAGGCAUGAGGAAUACUGCCCUCCGGGACAGUUUGAAGAGGUCAUUAUUGAAGAGGAACUGGAAGAUAACCUGGUGUUGGUAGAGAAUGGAAGCAUCCAUUCGGGAUUAGAAGGGGCAGAGACAGAGAGCUGUGCACUUUCUGCUAAUCCCAUCGAAACCACCUCAGAAACAGUGGGGGAGCAGCUGUCGGUCCCCAAUGUAGCAAAGCCUCCUGAGGAUAAGGCAGAGUCCUCUGACAAUGUGGCAGUCUCACUGGAUUUGGAAGAGUCUGCCAAGGUGGUCACAAGAGAGCCUGACCUGGAGAAGCCAGCAUCAGUAGCAGAACACCUGAAGCCAGCAGAGACCCUCCCUGAUGCUCCACAGCAGGGCCCCAGAAGACCUCUGGGCUCCAGGUAUAGAAGUCGGAUCCCCAUUUUAUUCUCUGAGGAGGACACUGGCUCAGAUCUUUCAACUUCACUCUCAGCCAAAGAGAGGCUUUAUAAGAGGGCAAAGCAACCUGAUCUGGCUCGUUUAGUGAUGGAGAAGAGACAAAGCUGCCUCCUUAGGCUGGCUUCCGGGGCCUCCUCCUCAGCAUCCUCCAGUGACGAGAGGCGGCGAGCCUCAGAAACCCUGUCAGCCACUGGUUCUGAGGAGGACACCCAUGACUCUGAUGACUCCAUCCCAAGAAAGGCAGGGAAGAAAGCUGCCCUCCUGGGGAGAGAAGAGAAACUCAUAAGCACAAAGAGCAGAAUUCCUCGGCCCAUCACACCGGUGAAAACACCGCUAGAGACUAUGAAGUCUGAGAGCUCCGCAGCCGUUGUGAUGGCAGUGCAAUCCAGCUCCCCACAGGAUGCAGCUGUUGCCUACAGGUUGCAGGCACAGAGACCAGCUGGAAAUGUCCCAAAUGACUACCGAACAAUGCAGAUACAAAGCCGGCUUCCUCCUUCACCGAGUUCCACAUCUCUUCCUCCACGGAGCAGCACGCAAAGGUCCAGCUACACAUCCCCUCGGAGCCCUGUCCUUCCUUCCAAAACCCCCAGUGCUUCCCCAAGAAGCCAGUUGCUGCCUCGGAGGGAAAGCCCUUCUCCCUGCAGACAGCAUAAGCCAGGGACUGCUCUCCAGCGAGUUCCACCUUCCUCUCGACCUCAGCCCCAGGCUCAGGCCCCGGGGCCAACAGGAGACUCCCUGUCCUCUCCUGGCACGGCCAAAAAACGGCAAAGAGGAAAAACCCAGACUCAGAGUCCAGCAACCAAAGGAAAGCAGGUGUCCCUGGAAAGUAAGGCAGCUGCCAGAUAAUGAUCUUCUGCCAACCCAACAGACUGGGUAACUUCUGCAUAUAGUAUACACUUGAGAUGCUGCAGCACAGCCUUCCAUGCCGGAACCACGAGUGUAUAGCAGUAGCUGUACUUCAAUGCUUCACUCACUCUCACCCCACACAGUUGCGAUCAGCUCCCACAGGCCUGAGAGCCUCUGAGCCACGGAGCCUUCUUCGAGGGAAACAUCCAGUCCUCAGCUCACGCUUGCUAAUGCACAGCGACCCUGGCAGCCUGCCUAGUGCCUGACCCCCCUACUCCACAGGCAAUCCCCUCUCUCUGUUGGCGAUACCUGUCGCCAAUACUGACCCUGGCUUUGGAAAGAGGAGUGGAAGUGAUGAGAGCCUGCUGGGGAGGAAGGCUCCUGUCCUGUCCUUGCUCUCUCUUUGUUGGGCAAACACCAGCCCUGGCUGCCAACGGCCGAAUGUUGGCUCCUCUCCUGCAACUUGUGUUAGUGAGAGCUUGUCACCAGCCCACCUCAGAGUGAUGGGUGUGUUGUCACGUGCUGAGAGAAGGGCAGGAGAGGGCUGGAGGAGCUUUGCUCUCCUUUUUCCACAAGGGCCUCUGCAGGCAGGAGUGGGGCACAGGCAGCUCGUGUAGAUGCUCCUGCCUGCUCCAGGGUGUCCUGCAGAGCUGUUUCAGCAGCUGCCUGUGGGGCAGGUAUUGAGUUGAAAGUAGGGAUGUAUGGGCAGCUUGCUGGGAAAUCCAGAGCACUAGCAUGUGAUGUGGAAGGGAGCACUCUGCAGCCACUUCUGUCUCAGAUACCGAACUGUGACCUGUGGAGACCACAUCUUCUGACAUGGGUGGUUCCUCUCAGCCUGAGUGUGGUUGGUGCCACGGUUCUGUAGGCCACCCAAACACACCUCCAUCCUGAAGAUGUGAAUAGCCACUGGAUGCCUUCAGCUCGGGUGCCCCCUGCACCUAAAUUCCUUGUGCUUUAUUGUCACGCUCUUGGUGUUUGUGAAUUUUGGCACUGUCGUUGAAGGUUCCCUUACACAGCAGGGCGGAAAGUAAUUAUCCUGUAGUAUACUCUAAAGCUGCUGCUUUGCAAGGAGAGUUUUGCUGGUACGCUGUGGGUAUCCUGUGCAUUUCUCAUCGGGAUAUCAGGUUUAUUUCCUUCUCGUGCUCAGCUCUUCCACACAUUGCCUAACAACCAACAAUGUGAACACAAAAGCAAGGGCUGUGCUCUUAAAUAAUAUUACCAGAACGUAAGCUUAGCUCUCACUUAGCACGCCAACUUUUUAGCUCCCAACUAAUUAGGGUGGUUUGAAAAUUCAAGCCAGGAGGACUGAUAACUGCCAGAGCCUGAUAAGAUCUUGAAAUGGUCACAAAUUCUUCCCUGCAUUGCACAGGGGGAAACAAUAUAGACCCAAAUCCUUGGGGCUUCAUGCCAUUGUCACAGCUAAAAGAAGUUUUGCAUAAGGCAGAACAAAACAAUGGCUGCUCUGCCCACCCACUCCUGCAGCUGUAACUAGCAGCUUCAGAAAAGAUUUGCAGACAAAAAAGCUUGAUGGAAGAAGCCUAUGGUAAUAACUGACUCAUUUGAAUGUAUUUACAGUCACAUUCAUGGUCAUCCAGUCCAAGGAAUCGCAAGGUUCUGUUUCAGAGUGGCUCUACAGGAACAUGCAUGGAUCAUGAGAGCUGUGACAGAGUGGCAGGGAGAACAGGAUACUCCUGGGACAUCAGAACAGGGAAAUGUCUGGAAACAAGUGAUGGGAAUUACCUUUCUACACAACAGUUCCAGUGUUGACAAUGCUAGGAACUUAUUUCAUAUAGUUCAAAACGUUUGGUGUUUUCCUUAAAAGUCAUUCACCCUUGUAAAGUAAGAAGCAGAGCUUCUCAUCCGAGAACAAAUCCCAGCUCUCAUAUUUGCAGAGGAUCACUGGGAAUUCCACACUCAGGCUGUGGUUUGAGGGACUGAGAUGACUUAGCCAAUCAUGGCAGUGAUCCCUCCAAGUUGCAGUCCCCUCCCUUAUCUAGGGCAGCUGUUCAGUGAGGUGUCUGGAGGUAGAGAUCCAGUGUGACAAGUGCUCUGGUUUGCUGGGUUAGUUUUCAUCUGUUCAUCCAUCAGGUUCAGCAUUUGGUCACACAAAUGCUUUUGCCAAAAGUGGAAGAAAGAGUAGAUAGUAAAUUCUACCACUUCUUCUACGGGCAUGAUGACGUCAUGUGAGUUUGGAGUCUGGUCCAACUGCAGCCUAAAUAUGUCCUGAGAGUUUUGAAAUUAGAAAACAAAAUGAACCCAAAUACACAGAUUCUUUCUGGAAAUAUAAAUGGUAAUGGCACUCCUAUUAAUUUGUCAGCAGACUAUUUAUUUUAGAGUGCUUAGAUAAUAAGAUUUUGACAGUGAAGCCAGAUACUCUAUCCAGGUCUUACAAGCACAUGCCAAAAAGGCAUUGAAGGAGCAGGAAACGAGUGCUACAGGGCUAUUUACAGAAUUAGCAAACCCAUUUUGUCAUGGGAGGGCAGUGAAGCACAAUUAUUGUAUUUGUUCAAAAGAAAGUUUAAAUUAGAACUGUCCAUGGCCCAGCUGUACCAUAUCAAGAAAAAGCUGAAAGAAGAAUGCAGUGAAUGCUUUCCAGCACGGGAGACAGCAGCCUGUCUCCAUGUUGUGUGAUAGGGUUGGGCUGAUGCUGCAGCUGGAUCUGUAGUACUGUCAUACACUGUCUAUCCUGAGUCAUCAGGUCCAAUGGCAUUGAGAGCUGGCUGGCUGCAGUAGGGUUGAAAGCCAGAGCAGGAGCUGCUGGCUGCUGCCACUGACAGGCUCUCAAGGUUGUUCCUGCAUGGCCUGGCUGUCCCCUUGUGUCCCACAGGCUUGGAGAUCCAGACCUGUUCCCUUUCCCAGUGGCAAGUGAUGCUGUGAUGUUACAGGUAAAAUGCUUCAGAUUGCCUCUUACGGUCCUUCACUGUAUUAUUUUUUACUGAGAUUAUUUUUUACAGGAGCGUCAGUGCUAGGUUCUUUCAGUCAAGUGAUUAAAAUAAUUUGCUCAUUUGCUAAAUUUGGCAGUGCAAAGAAUCAGGCUUCAUGCAAGCACUGCUCAGCAGCCACUAAAUGUCAGUAUGUUAUCAACAUUAUUCUCAACCAUAUCCAAACACAACACCACACCAGCCACUACAAAGGGAGCUAACUGUACCCCAGCCCAAACCACGACUCUUGCUUCCUGUUCCAGGUGUUGGCAGGGGCACUCAGAAAAGCUUCUGCCAUGCAAAAGCUGCUCUGGGUCUGUUCACUCUGAUCUGUCCUUCAGAGGUGAGCAUGACCUCAGGAACUGCUGUCACUUGAGGCUGCUUGGUUUUCUAGAGAGGAGGAUUUUCUGGUGAACAGGUGGACUGGCAAUGAUAUUUCCUGUGAAAAGAGCCCUACAAAAGGGGCUGGGAACUGUGGGUCUCUCAUCCUGUUCUCUGCCCCACAGACCAGGAGGGCACCUGCCAUAGUCAGGUCAAACGCAGCAGAUCAUGUUUGAGGGGUUGUUCUGCUAGGGCAGAUGGCUCAUACAAGAUGAUGUGGCAACGGAUGGGUCUGAAGUACAGUUCUUAGCACUGAGCUAGUAUGACAGUGGAUUGUAUGAGCAAAAAGAGCACUGGGGACAGUCAAGAGAGUGUCAGGGGAGGGCACAGACACGUGGCUGGAGACACUAAGCUGGCUUUGGUUGGCGCACGGACACUGGCUUGUCUUGGUGCAAAAAGUGUUUCAGUCACAGACAUUUCUGGGUUGUGCUUGGGGUUUGCAAGAGGCAGGACACUUGGCUUGUCCUUUCUAAGUAGAGAGUAUUACUAUAUAUAUAU
Phasianus colchicus (ring-necked pheasant) is the source of this 8171-nucleotide messenger RNA. It is a transcript of the gene TTBK1, whose product is annotated as tau tubulin kinase 1. Gene Ontology annotation, biological process: protein phosphorylation. The record is from RefSeq and is a predicted model, not a curated record. Gene Ontology annotation, molecular function: ATP binding; protein serine/threonine kinase activity. Lineage: Eukaryota; Metazoa; Chordata; Aves; Galliformes; Phasianidae.